This is a messenger RNA of Acanthisitta chloris (rifleman), 1802 nucleotides long. Its product is annotated as metabotropic glutamate receptor 3. Gene Ontology annotation, biological process: regulation of synaptic transmission, glutamatergic; G protein-coupled glutamate receptor signaling pathway. NCBI's taxonomy places the organism in Eukaryota, Metazoa, Chordata, Aves, Passeriformes, Acanthisittidae. Gene Ontology annotation, cellular component: membrane. The annotation marks the transcript as partial. The transcript is spliced from 3 exons. Gene Ontology annotation, molecular function: group II metabotropic glutamate receptor activity. The record is from RefSeq and is a predicted model, not a curated record.
CUCCAUUCAACCCUCCCAAUGAUCCAGACAGUAUGGUCAAGUUUGAUGCCUAUGGAGAUGGGAUAGGACGAUACAACGUGUUCAAUUUCCAGUACACUGGAGACAGAUACUCCUAUGUGAAGGUUGGGCAGUGGGCAGAAACCUUGUCCCUCGAGGUAGACUCUAUCCACUGGUCCAGGAACUCUGUCCCUGUCUCCCAGUGCAGCGACCCCUGUGCUCCUAACGAGAUGAAGAACAUGCAGCCAGGAGAUGUCUGCUGUUGGAUUUGUAUUCCCUGUGAAACCUAUGAGUACCUGGCUGAUGAAUUCACCUGUGCAGACUGUGGGCCUGGGAAAUGGCCUACAGCUGACCUGACUGGCUGUUACGACCUGCCAGAAGACUACAUCAAGUGGGAAGAUGCUUGGGCAAUAGGUCCUGUUACCAUUGCAUGCCUGGGCUUUAUUUGUACUUUCAUGGUCAUUGCAGUGUUCAUCAAGCACAACAACACCCCCCUGGUCAAAGCCUCUGGCCGUGAACUGUGCUACAUAUUGCUCUUUGGGGUCUUCCUGUCUUACAGCAUGACUUUCUUCUUCAUAGCCAAGCCCUCUCCAGCUAUCUGCACCCUCCGCAGGUUGGGGCUAGGAAGUUCCUUUGCUGUUUGCUACUCUGCCCUCCUGACAAAAACGAACUGCAUAGCCAGAAUAUUUGAUGGUGUAAAGAAUGGUGCUCAGAGGCCCAAGUUCAUCAGCCCCAGCUCUCAGGUCUUCAUCUGCCUGAGCCUCAUUCUGGUGCAGGUUGUGGUGGUGUCCGUGUGGCUCAUCUUGGAGGCCCCAGGCACCAGGAGAUACACUCUGCCUGAGAAAAGAGAGACUGUCAUACUGAAAUGCAACGUCAAGGAUUCCAGUAUGUUAAUGUCCUUAACCUACGACGUCAUCCUCGUGGUCUUAUGCACUGUAUAUGCCUUCAAAACCAGGAAAUGCCCAGAGAACUUCAACGAAGCCAAGUUCAUCGGGUUCACCAUGUACACCACGUGCAUCAUCUGGCUGGCCUUCCUCCCCAUAUUUUAUGUGACAUCCAGUGACUACAGAGUGCAAACCACCACCAUGUGCAUCUCUGUGAGUCUGAGCGGCUUCGUUGUGCUGGGCUGUUUGUUUGCACCCAAGGUGCACAUCAUCCUUUUCCAGCCCCAGAAGAAUGUGGUCACUCACAGACUCCAUCUCAACAGGUUCAGUGUCAGUGGGACCGGGACCACCUACUCUCAGUCAUCUGCCAGUAUGUACGUCCCGACCGUCUGCAACGGGAGGGAAGUUCUGGACUCCACCACUUCGUCUCUGUGAUUGUGAUUGCAGUUCAGUUCUUGAGUUUUUAGACUGUUAGGCAAAACUUUGCACAUGUUGUGCACCCCAGAAACCACCAGAGGAAAAAAAAACCCACAAGAAACCCAAGCAAAACUAGUACCUUUUUUUAGAAACAGUGUAAUAAAUUAUUUUUGAGGAUUGUACAGUAUAUAGUGACGUUCUGGAACUUUUUAGACUGAUUUUAGCCCUUCUGUUGUUAACAGUUCAUAAGGGACAUGUAAAUAACCAUGGUUCACAAUGUGCAUAGUCCUGCAGUAAGGGAGUGGUUUGUUGCAAGCACAGUUGCAAUGUUAGGUGACUUCUUUCCUACAGAUUUCUUUUGUAGCUCCUUGUUGUACUUAACUUAGACUGCAUUUCUAUGUUGUAUAUUCCAGUUACCUGCCAUGUAACAGGUUGGUUUUCUCAGCACAAAACAGCAGUAUUAAUGUAAAGGCACCAGUAAUAAAAAGGUAAAAGUUUUCAGCA